AUGCCAGAUCAGAUUUCUCCCGAAUCUGGAGCUGGCGCUAACGUCAACGAGCACACGCACGAUCAAAGCAAAGAGCAAGCAGCCCCCAGCAAGAUGCCAGCAAACUCUGCAAGCGAUACAAUUUCUUCAAGCGCUGAACAAGUCGAAGACACCCCUGCAACGAAGUCCACCGACGGUUCCACAUGUCCAACUGCAACUCCCAAGGCCACCUCCCCGAACGCUAGGAAGCGAGGUGUCCCUGAGCCCUCUAUAGAAUCUGAACCCAGUAGCAAGAAGCACAAGGACUCUCCAUCGCCAUCAUCCAGCGGACUGCCAGCAAACUCACGGUUCCCCAGUCCGCCGGAUAUGCCGGCCACUCCGUUCGACAAGAACACUUGGCAGGGAUUUUGCGAAAUCGAAAGCGAGCCUGCGUGCUUCAGCGUCAUCCUCCGUGAGAUGGGCGUUCAGGACAUCACCGUCCGCGAGGUAUUCAGCAUGGAUCAGGAUUUCAUUCUCGACAACAUCCCGCAGCCAAUCUACGGCUUCAUUCUACUGUUCCACUACCGUGAGUUUGGCAACGACAACCAAGCCGACGAGUGCCCCAAGGACGUGUGGUUUGCGAAUCAGCUCCCCGCCCAGAACAGCUGUGCCACUCUUGCUAUGAUCAACAUCCUCAUGAACCAGAGCGACGAGGUUGUCAUCGGCGAGCACCUAGAGCAGUUCAAGGACUUCACCAACUACUUCACCCCGUACCAGCGCGGCGAGGCAUUCGCAAGCUUCGACUUUGUCAAGAAGAUCCACAACUCCUUCGCCAAGAAAAUGGACAUUCUCGAAGGCGACCGGCAUCUCAGUUUCAGAGUCAAGCGCGCCGAACGCCUCAAGGCCCAACCGGCUACCGAGAAGACCAAGCCGAGCAAGAAAACCAUCAAAUCUGGACGCUCUUCCCCCGACUCAGUAGCAUCCCACGAUAGCAACAAGAGCAUGGAGGGCAACGCACACCACUACAUCGCCUUCGUGCCCGUCGGCAACCAAGUGUGGAAACUAGACGGCCUGGACAAGCAACCCACGCCCGUCGGAUCCUUCGGCACCGACAACGGCGAAACAUGGCUGGCCUCCGCAUGCGCCACCAUCUCCAACCUCAUGGCCGCCGGCGAUGACAACUACGGUGUCAUCGCCCUGACACAAUCGCCGCUGUGCUCCCUGCGUAACCGCGCCGGUCUCACCAUCAACACCAUCACCCACGUUGACACGCGCCUCGACCACCUCUCCGCCACGGGCACCGCUCCCGACUGGCACCAGCUCGUUGAAGAACACGAACAGCCGCCCAGUCCCCGCAUGCUAGGCGUCGAGGCGAAUGUAGUUGCUAACCCCGUCCAAGAUAGUGUGAAGUCCGCCAUCGCAAAGGAAGAUAUGCAGCAACUGCUUGUUCGUCGCAAGCAACUCAUCCACCAAGCCAACAGUUUGGCGGAAAGUAUAAUGGUGGAGAUGCAGAAUGAGGCGGAAGAGGAUGCGCAGGCCACACAGCGGCGGUACGACUCUGGUCCUGUUAUCAAGAAGUGGUUGGAGAUGUUGGCUGAGAAUGGCUUCUUGGAGGAGAACCUAGAGAGGUUCAUGCCGGGCGAAGGGAAGAAGUGA
Pyrenophora tritici-repentis Pt-1C-BFP is the source of this 1614-nucleotide messenger RNA. Its product is annotated as ubiquitin carboxyl-terminal hydrolase 2. Gene Ontology annotation, biological process: ubiquitin-dependent protein catabolic process; protein deubiquitination. NCBI's taxonomy places the organism in Eukaryota, Fungi, Ascomycota, Dothideomycetes, Pleosporales, Pleosporaceae. Gene Ontology annotation, cellular component: cytoplasm. Gene Ontology annotation, molecular function: cysteine-type deubiquitinase activity. The record is from RefSeq and is a predicted model, not a curated record.